AUGGCUCGCAGUCCUUCCCCCCCCGAUUCGCCACUCUCAUCAAUGGCAUCAUCAGAUGCUUUUGAUGAUGAAACACGCGACUUUGAUGAUAAUUCAUCCCGCCCGUCCAAGCGCCUCAAGGUGGAAAUCGGCUCUCGGGCGUCAUCUGCAGUCGCCAACGAGGGCGAUCCUGACACGGAGCCUGUGCCAGAAGAUGUCUGGGAAAAUUAUCCCAGUGUCUCCUCAGAUACCUCAGGCGAUAUCCCUCUUUCUCCACUCAAUGCCCGAUUGGAUGAAGAAGACUUCCAAGACCAAGUAACAAUUUGUGACUGGGACGGUUGCGACGCGGGCGACCAGGGCAACAUGGACAACUUGGUCGAACACAUCCACAACAGCCAUAUCGAGAGCCGACAAAAGAAAUACACUUGCGAAUGGAAGAGCUGCAACAGGAAAGGGAUGGCACAUGCUAGCGGAUACGCCCUGAAGGCGCAUAUGCGUAGCCACACGAGAGAAAAGCCUUUCUAUUGCUAUUUGCCAGAGUGCGAUCGCUCAUUCACCAGAUCUGACGCGUUGGCGAAACACAUGCGUACCGUUCACGAAACAGAGGCUCUUCGGCCGUCCGAUCCCGUUCCUAAAUCGAUGCAAGCCGGACCCGCCAGUAAAAACAAUAAACUCAAGAUCAUCAUUAAAACGCCCCAGUCUCAUACCAAUGGUCAGGAGGAUGAUUCCAGUGGCGCUGGAGACGCAAAUGCUGACUACUUCACUGCUCUCACAAGUGAACUCUUCUCCGCCGAUGAACUCGCCUUUUCUGUCGACAAGCUUUACCGCAAAUGCCACUGGGAAUCCAAGUGGGCAGGAGAGGUUAGUGAUACACUUAAGAAGGAAUGCGAACUUUGGGAGGAUGUCUAUUAUAAAGAAUGGCUUGAGAAAGAAACUCUUCUUGCGCAAGUCAUUAAGAGCGAGGUUGAUUGGCAUGAUCGCCGGGCUGCAAUUCUCUCUGGAGAGGCUGAUGUAGAUGUUACGGCCACUACAGAUGCAAAAGCAAACGGUGUUAAACCAUCAACAGAGGUGAAGCCGGAAGGAGCUACCUCUGCUACCGCUGCAUAA
This is a messenger RNA of [Torrubiella] hemipterigena, 1086 nucleotides long. The record is from the annotation of a GenBank genome assembly. Lineage: Eukaryota; Fungi; Ascomycota; Sordariomycetes; Hypocreales; Clavicipitaceae.